Messenger RNA from Calypte anna (Anna's hummingbird), 2174 nucleotides. RefSeq names its product methyltransferase like 4 (gene METTL4). Bases 218 to 1654 code for a protein of 478 amino acids. Gene Ontology annotation, molecular function: site-specific DNA-methyltransferase (adenine-specific) activity; RNA methyltransferase activity; nucleic acid binding. The record is from RefSeq and is a predicted model, not a curated record. Gene Ontology annotation, cellular component: RNA N6-methyladenosine methyltransferase complex; cytosol; nucleus. Lineage: Eukaryota; Metazoa; Chordata; Aves; Apodiformes; Trochilidae. The transcript has 8 exons.
GAAGUCAUCGUAGGAAAAAUCAGAAGUUUCUACAAGGUGCACCCUGUGUGAGCAUGGGAAUGCCUGACAGGAGGCAGGGGCUCAUUUGCUAAAGAGUGACAAUCCUGAAAAGUGAACUCGUAAAAAAAUUCCCACAGGAGGAGUUUGCUCCCGGAGAUGCACAUGAUUCCUGCCUGCGGUUUCAGGGAGUUUUCUGCUCCUGAGAAAGGGAGCUGUGAUGUCUGUGGUCCUUCGGCUGGCAGCGGGGUGGCUUGUGGAUCAUCUCUCUUUCAUCAACCAGUGUGGCUACGAGGUCUAUGACUCCUCUGCGUAUCCCUGUGGGGUCACUAUCAACACUUCUGCUGCUUUUACUGGAGGCUGUCAUGCUGGUUCUAGCUCCUCUUCAUCCAGGAGUGGUGCUGCUCUGGGUUGUGGAGAUGCGAUAGGAACAGAAGGUAAAAGAGAAAAAAAGAGAUAUGUGUUUCGGGAGGAGUUCUUCGACAUUUCUAAGCCCCAUAUAGCUGCAGAUCCUGAACAGCAGCUGUGGCAGAGAUACCCUGAGGUGAGCUACAUGGAAGUAAAGGCCAAAAGCAACACAGAGGAACACCAAGAAGGAAUGAAGAGUGGUGUUGGAGAUUCAGUUGCCAGUGCUAGGAAGAAACGUAAAAGGAAAUACGUAUUCAACCAGGGUGAACUGGAUGCUUUAGAAUACCAUUCAAAGGUCAGGAAGCUCAUUUGGGAAGGCACUUUGCAUUUAGUUCAAGAAGGACUCAAAAGUGGUUUUCUUCACCCCAUUCCUGCAGAACUCAGUUGCAGGAAGAGUGUGGUUCCUGGACACGUUGGCUGUGGGUUGGCUGAAUUAUGUGAAAUGGCAAAACAGUUUCCAGCUGUGAAUGAGAGUGACUAUCAAGCUGUAUGUGUGCUGGGUGAUGAAACCUCUGUUCCAGAGCAGGAUCUGCUUUCCUGUGUUAUGGAAAACCGCUCAGACUGUGCAAAGAUAGUUGUGUUAAUGGGGCAGAAGUACUUGGUGCCACCAAGAAGCAGUUUCCUGUUAUCUGAUAUUUCAUGUUUACAGCCCCUACUGAACUACAAGAAAAAAUAUGAUGUAAUUGUGAUUGAUCCUCCAUGGGAGAAUAAGUCUGUUAAAAGGAGUAACAGAUACAGCUACCUGUCCUCAUGGCAAAUCAAGCAGAUUCCUGUACCAGCACUAGCUGCUCCAAAUUGUCUUGUAGUCACAUGGGUGACUAAUAGACAGAAGCACUUACGUUUUGUUAAGGAUGAACUCUAUCCUCAUUGGUCUGUGAAACCACUUGCCGAGUGGCACUGGGUAAAAAUUACUAAAGCUGGAGAAUAUGUACUGCCUCUGGAUUCUUUACACAAAAAGCCCUAUGAAGUUCUUGUACUGGGGAGAGUUCAAGGAGACAUAACGGAAGUCCUAAGGAAAACUGAAGAUGUACUUCCAGUUCCAGACCAUAAGUUAAUUGUCAGCAUACCCUGCAGUCUGCAUUCACAUAAACCUCCUCUUACUGCGGUUCUGGCAGAGUUUAUCCAGCCAGAUGUGGAAUGCUUGGAGUUGUUUGCUCGCAACCUACAGCCUGGCUGGACCAGCUGGGGAAAUGAGGUUUUGAAGUUUCAGCACAUUGAUUAUUUCACUCUUCUGAAGAAUGGAAAUUGAGCUGGCUUCUGUAUCUUAAUUCUGAAAUUCCAUCCCUUUCCAGCAGGGUGGAAACUGCCAUUAAACUUGCCAUUAUUACUGAUAGUUUCUCAGAAGGUAAAAGAAAGAAACACAAUUGCACUGCUGUUAAAAGUCUAGGCGAGGGAGAGGAUAUCUGUUUAAUGGUAUCUCCAAUUUGUACAGUCUGAGCCUUUAUUUUGAUGAGCUUGAGAUAUUUAAAUACUGAUGUCAGAGUGUGAAUCCAUCCCUGUUUUUUUCAAGCCUCAAAAAACCCAAAGAUGUUUUAAAGUAUUCUCACUGCAGCUAUCAACUCUAGGCAUCAUAGCUGCUACAGUAAUAACAAUUAUUACAUAAUACUGUAAUGUAUUAUUUUUAAGGAAUGUUAAUGUAUUAUUUUUAAACAGUGGCAAUGGAACUAAACCAUUUGAAUUACAUGUCUCUGUGAAGAAGAUUGUUUUUUGUGAAACAAUGGGUUUUGAACUAAAAUAAUUACAAAGGCAAUGUAUCCUUCUACUUGUUC